GAACGGUAAUUUACUCGUUUCAAAUGUACGUAAAAUUGGCUACUUUUAUGAGAAGUAUUUCAAAGAAGAAGCCUUCCUCAAACCAAGUUACAAAAACGACAAAUGUAUCAUCCGACCAGAGGCGGCGUUCGCGGUGGCCGUGAUCAAUUUACUUGGGAUGAUGUCAAGGUUGAUAAACAUCGCGAGAAUUAUCUAGGUCACAGUAUUAAGGCCCCCGUUGGAAGAUGGCAGAAAGGAAAAGAUCUACACUGGUAUGCAAGGGAUAAAAGAUCUGAGGGUUCAAAUACAGAUGCUUUAAAAGAAGAGAUAAAAAGAAUUAAGGAAGAGGAGGAGCAGGCCAUGAGGGAGGCGCUUGGCUUAGCUCCAAAGUGUGCUAGUCGACCUCAAGGAAAUCGACUUGAUAAACAUGAGUUUUCAGAACUUGUGAAGCGAGGUUCUACUGCAGAAGAUUUGGGAGGAGGGCAUGCAGAAGCUGCACGUGUUGACGGUCUUGGUUUUUCAAGAGCACCCCGUCCAUGGGAAGACACAACUACUCUUCCUUCUACUCACAAGGAAGUUUCUCCUGAGCCAGCAAAGGAGAUCAUGCCUGAUCCAUCAGCAAGGAAAUCUGAAGGAGAUGUAUCAGAGGGUGAAAGUGACCGAAAGAGGAGGAAGUGUGAGGAGAAGAAGCUCGAUAAGGAGAAGAAACAUGAGAGACGUGAAAGGCAUGAGAAACGACGUUCUCAUGAUUCAGACGACAGAAGGAAACACAAGAAAGAUAGGAAGAGAAGGCAUGACUCUGACUGACUGAAUAAACACUUGAAGUUGUAUCAUUUUCAUGUUAUAUGGGCAGAUCUUUAUUCCAUUUUGUAAUUAAAUUUCAAACUUCAGCGUCCUGUUAGAUGCUUUUAAGUUGUACGAUUGUUUGAGAUCGGGGUAUCAAUUGGCCUGUGAAAAAGUCCCUCGUGUAAAAUGCAUGUUAUCUCCAAAAACGAAGUUGGUUGUUAGACGUUAA
Molecule: messenger RNA, 994 nt
Organism: Ricinus communis (castor bean)
Lineage: Eukaryota; Viridiplantae; Streptophyta; Magnoliopsida; Malpighiales; Euphorbiaceae
Product: multiple myeloma tumor-associated protein 2 homolog
Exons: 4
Coding region: 103-786 (227 amino acids)
Source: RefSeq, a predicted model, not a curated record